AUGGAACCUUUUCAAGUGACCACGCCCAUUCUAAAACUCCUUAUUCACCUACAGAAGUAUAUUAAGAAGUCUUCUGUAAAAUCUCUUCGUAUUACCGAUAGCACUAUUGAAUUUCUUGAUAGGCAAGGAGACCAGGUUCCUAUUAAUUUAGCACCAGAAAUUAAUAAUGAUUUAGUGGAAACUCGUAUGCCUCUCUUUAUUGAGGAUCUUCGUCGAAUCGGUGAUCCUGCGAAAGAACUUUGUAAGAUCGAAGGUACAAGUUGGAACCAACAAAUAGAUUAUCUUUGCAUUCGAAUCCAACUCUAUCGAUUAGAUCGUACUAUCUUGCUCCAGCAUUAUUAUCAGUUGGGAGAAAGAUUAGCGAUGUAUGAUUGGAGUGAAGAAGUUAAGAGAGAAAUGAAGGAUCGAUUUACCUAUCGAAGUUAUAAAAAUACAUUGAGGAUUACUCAUCGUGUUUAUAGUCUUUAUUACAUAUGUGAUGCCCAUAAUUUACUGACUACUUGUCAUUUAUCCACUAAUAUUUUAUUAGAAAUGAAUAUUGAAAAUUUUAAUAUAUUACUGAAAGAAGCUCGAUUAGGGAGUCAAAAGGAAAUUGAAUAA
This is a messenger RNA of Racocetra fulgida, 600 nucleotides long. NCBI's taxonomy places the organism in Eukaryota, Fungi, Glomeromycota, Glomeromycetes, Diversisporales, Gigasporaceae. The record is from the annotation of a GenBank genome assembly.